GCAGCAGAGACCCUGCGGUUUCUUCCCCGUCGCGUUCGGCCGCCCUCCCUCGCCAGUGCGGUGCAGCGAGAUGGGGGGGGCGAUGGAGAUGAAGAAGCGUAUCAACCUGGAGUUGAGGAACCGGGCCCCCGAGAAGGUGACGGAGUUGGUGCUUGAUAACUGUCGGUCCAGCAAUGGUGAGAUUGAAGGUCUCAAUGACUCCUUCAAAGAACUGGAGUUUCUCAGCAUGGCCAACGUAGAGCUGACGUCGCUGGCCAAGCUGCCCACCUUGAGUAAGCUCCGAAAGUUGGAGCUGAGUGACAACAUCAUUUCAGGAGGCCUGGAGGUCCUUGCAGAGAGGUGUCCAAAUCUCACAUAUCUAAAUCUAAGUGGCAACAAAAUCAAAGAUCUUGGCACUGUGGAAGCUCUUCAAAAUCUCAAAAACUUGAAGAGCCUUGACCUGUUCAACUGUGAGAUUACAAACCUAGAGGAUUACAGGGACAGCAUUUUUGAGCUGCUGCAGCAAAUCACCUAUCUGGAUGGCUUUGAUCAGGAAGACAACGAAGCACCAGACUCAGAGGAUGAUGAUGAUGAGGAUUUUGAAUACGACGAUGAUGAUGAGGAGGAUGAAGCUGGCCCUCCAGGAGAAUAUGAAGAGGAAGAUGAUGAAGAUGAUGGAGGUUCAGAUUUAGGGGAAGGCGAAGAGGAGGAGGAAGUUGGUCUUUCAUACCUGAUGAAAGAAGAGAUUCAGGAUGAAGAAGAUGAUGAUGACUAUGUUGAAGAAGGAGGUGAGGAGGAGGAGGAAGGUAAGCUGUCCACAGAGGGCAUCCGAGGGGAGAAGAGGAAACGAGACCCUGAAGAUGAAGGCGAGGAAGAGGACGAUUAAGUUGUUCUGGACACAAAGUAGGACCAGAGUCUUCAGUUCCCAACCCUGCAGUAGUGAUUAUGCAGAUCUGUAUGUCUCCAUGUACCAUAGCUGUCCCUACAGAAGAGAAUAUGUUAACUUUUUAUAGGAGAGGUGUGGUUUUACUAUUCUUGCCCCUUUUUAUCAUUCCAAAUAAGAUCUAAUAGCCUGGUAGUGAACCUAUAUGUAGAAACCAACUUUCAGCCCUUUUAAUCACUGAAGCCAUUGUCAAGUUUUUCUUCCCCCAUCCCCCAACCCCUUCCCCUAGAUUUUUGUUUGGAGCUCUUGAAUUUUGUACAAGCUUGCUGUGUCAGUCACCAUCAGCCCAGAGUUAAAGCACCUGUCUCAGCUGGGGUUAAGAUUGUGGAUUCUCUCUUGGAGAUGUGGAAGUUUUUCUGUUGAAGCUGAAUUCUGGCAAAUUGAAGUCUCCUUUUAAAGGAGAAAUUUGACUGGUCCGGAGUGUAGCAGGAAUUCUCUUUGACAAGGAGAUCACACCUUUAUUUCAGCAUGUCAAAAGGUGACUCCUGGACUAGUUUUAAGUCUGUUCUCCCAUUUCAUGUGUUCCAUCCUAAAGUCAAAGUGGGGUUGGAAGAUCUUUUUGUUUUCCUGCCUUUUCAGAUGUUCAGUGUCUCACUUAGAUGCCCUCAAGGACAUCUCUUGGUAUAAAAAAAAAA
Messenger RNA from Indicator indicator, 1557 nucleotides. RefSeq names its product acidic nuclear phosphoprotein 32 family member E (gene ANP32E). The record is from RefSeq and is a predicted model, not a curated record. Lineage: Eukaryota; Metazoa; Chordata; Aves; Piciformes; Indicatoridae. Gene Ontology annotation, cellular component: nucleus. The transcript has 8 exons. The coding region runs from base 71 to 865 and encodes 264 amino acids. Gene Ontology annotation, molecular function: phosphatase inhibitor activity; histone binding. Gene Ontology annotation, biological process: regulation of apoptotic process.